Prorocentrum cordatum is the source of this 2874-nucleotide messenger RNA. The record is from the annotation of a GenBank genome assembly. Lineage: Eukaryota; Dinophyceae; Prorocentrales; Prorocentraceae.
AUGAUGGAUACCAUUACGUUCGUGUACCAAAUUCUCAAUCCGAACCUGUUGCUGGCCGAGGACGUCGAGCUAGCCGCUUUCACAAACUCGCCCGAGGUUUACCAGGGCAAAGGCCAGAUCUUCAGGUCUGUUCUCGACGCAUUGAAGGGCCACGACGAGUGGCUGAAGAGGUUCAAUGCAGUGUGCAGGUCCGUCGGCCAGACCAGCGAGCUCGGACCCACAUAUCAGAGGUGCAGAGCCGACAUGACGGAAGCUACGGAUGAGACUCGAGCUGUUGCCUUGAGCAAGGUGCUUCCCAAUGUACCGCGCUUGCAGGCGGGCUUGGUCAACGGCAUGAUGCAACCUCUGGAGGACAUGCUUGUCGAUCUGAUUCGAGCUGAGGUGGUUGCGACGAAACACAAAUACGCGGAUGGCAAAGCGAUCGUCAAAGACGUCCAGGCCUUCCAGAAGAUAUUGGCCAUUGCGUCAGACAGCUUCCCAUUCUUAAAUGACAUCUCGGAGUGGAUGACCGACAUUUCCACAAUCUUGCUGAGCGUGCAGGCGGGAGCUACCCUGGAUGAGUUCGUGAAGGCCGUCAAGGAGGUCGCCCAGGAGGCGAGUACACAGACGUUGUCUCAGCUUGGAGUUGUGAUGCAGCGCUCGCAUGGCCUGAAGUUCCAGCGCCCCGAGGACGUGAACUUAUUCAUGGACGCUUGCCAGAAGAUCGACGAGUUCAUGUUGCAUGGCGUGUCGCUGUUUUGCUCCGAGGGCUUGGCCAUGCCAACGGACGAGCUCAAGCAGAACUUGGGAUACUCGCAGGACCUGCUGAUGAUGGACAUUCCCGCUGACCAGCAGUCCCAGGCACUGCAGAUGUACCGUGGGGCGGCGAAGUGCUACGAUGGCUUGACGCGCCUGGCCGUGUGUUUCGUGGGUUCGCCUCGUGAUGCGACCAUGAGCUUGGCCCCGCCAGAUCGCGAGGCGCUGGAUGAGCUGCAUCGCGUCAACAAGAGCGCCAAGAACGCGUUCGCCGAGUUCACCGAGAUCGGUUCCACGCACGGCGUCACUGACCUCCUGGCCAAGCUGGCGGGGCCUGCUGACGCUGCAAUCGGGAACGCUGUGAAGACCACUCUCGAUUCAAUGCACGAGAACGUUGCGGACGCGCUCUUGACAGUCACGACGUGGCAGGGCGGUGUCGAGAACGGACAUUGGACCGACGGCCUCGAGCACAACGACUGGAAGACUGUCAAGGCGACGCUCGACGUCACGGCUGGCAAGCUGUGGGCCAAACGCGCUGUGUCGAACGGCGUCUCGACCCCCGUGGGCGAUCAGUGUUUGGAUUGCCGUGACUUCCAAUGGGGCACUUCCCCAGUCUGGAGGAGCUUCGAGGAGGUGGCCGCCGAGAACACUGGCAACGAGAACAAUGCUGUGUCUGCUGGUCUCGCAGUGAAGAGGGGGGAGAAGGCGAGGGAUUUCAUUCCUUCCACGGUGACGGCGUCGCAUUCCUCGGGCUACACGGUGAAGCGGUACGUCAAUGUUCUGAACGCCAGUGAGUUGAGGGCGGAGCUCGACAGGGAUCCCAAGGGCAUGGUCGUGAAGCACGUCCCGACUAUGAUGCUGCCGAACCCCAGGGAGCCAGGAUCGGUCGAGAAAGUGUGGCACUUCGAAUACGACCCGCUCAGCAAGUACCGCGUGGUGGAGUUUUUCGACACCUUCAUGGCGGAUCGUUGCACUCAGAGGCUCACCCCAGAUCGGCACUACUUCAAUCAGCAGGACUCGAGGUGCCUGAACAAGGUUUGCGGCGAGGUUCUCUCGGAGGCGCUUGUACCGAACGAGAAGGGCGCAACGCUUGAGGCUUCCUUCAUCGUCGCUCCGCCCACGCUGGACGACAUCAAGGCGAAGUCCGCAGGGCUGAACGAGCGCAGGGACUCCAACAGAGCUGCGAGGCGCGGCGCUGACCACAUGGAGCCGACUACGCGGGAUGACCGCCUUGGCGGUGAUGGUGGCGAUGGCGAUCCUAGCGAUGAAGGUGGCGCCGUCGUCGUCGAGGCAGCCUCGUCGGGGUCGAGGCAGCCGCCGCUGCCACCGCCUGCGGCACCUCGUCGCCAGAGUAGCGGCAUGUCGCUCCACAACGAUCCGUUGACUCCGAUCGCUGCCAGGACUCCGCCUGGCGGCGCCGCCAGGUCUCCCGAAGGUAUGGACGAUGCCGCCUCCAUGGCAGGCGAGUCGUUGGUCAGCUUCCGGACUGCGGGCGGCUUGGAGACCGUCGUUGUCUACAUGGAGAGUAGGCUUUCAUCCUUAGACUUCGUGGGUGCCAUGACCAAGGGCAAGCAGGGGGUCGCCAAGCAUCACGUGGCCGACGCUGCCGAGAAGCUGCACAAGCACGGUUGGACGGACGAGGCAAAGGAGAUGCGGAAGAAGCUGAAGAUUUUCAACUACGCCGAGAUGCUGCACUACUCUGUGAUCAUGGAUCAGUCGCCUGAGAUGUUGCACCUAGCUCUGGACGCGCUGAAGGACGAAGGCAUUCCGAUCCCGAGUGAUGUUCACAAGAACUUGUUGCACAGGGCGAAGAACGAGCAACUCAAGGGCAAGUGCGACGAGAACAUGGCCAAGGAGCUGGUCACCAUUACCUUGCCUUGGCGGGCGUCGCAGGUCACCGCUGGCGAGGUCUACAACGUGAAGGCUCCGAAGGCCGCGCUGUGCGAGUGUCUGGACUCGCCGUGGAAGGUGUCGUUCUUUUCGCAGGUGGUGGGUACAAAAAUCAUUGAGCCGCUGAUCAUGGCGGGCGACGGCGGCAUGCCCGUCUUGAGCAGCGUCCUGGAGUACAUCGAGAAGUUCUGCAUGGAGGUCGCGGAAGCUGAGAUGGAGGUGAGCCAUUGGAACAUCAGCGAACCGUGA